Messenger RNA from Medioppia subpectinata, 1101 nucleotides. Lineage: Eukaryota; Metazoa; Arthropoda; Arachnida; Sarcoptiformes; Oppiidae. The record is from the annotation of a GenBank genome assembly.
AUGGCUAAUUAUCCCAACAUUACUACCGAUGAGUGCGGGAUAUCCAGGGAUUCACUACUGAUGGACAACAACUGCUUUACAUACCAUAAAAUGGAUAAUACAGUGAGCCGUAUAUUCAAUGGUUAUCAACCCAAGAGAUUUAUAUUACACCCGGGGUUUGAGAUAAAUCAAACCAAUUCAGACGAUAUCGGACUCAUUGAACUGAACACUGCGCUGGACUUCACGGCCCCGAAGGGCUCACACUAUCGGCCGAUAAACAGCGUUUGUCUCCCGAAAGCUGACAUUUAUAACACCGACAAAGAGUACGCUUUGGUCGCCGGUUUCGGUGCAAUGAAUUAUACCAAACAUUUGGCGGAUUGGCUUCAAAUGGGAUGGAUUAGGAUUUGGGAGAAAAAGGAUACACGUUUUGAUUAUUAUGGUAAAAUGAUUAUUGCACGACAAGUUGCUGAUAGCGUGUCGGUCUGUAGAGGUGAUAGUGGCGGUGGAGUAAUACAGUGGCAAAACGGUAAGGCUGUAGUGAUAGGGAUCGUUCAUGCUAAAAUGGCUAAUUAUCCCAACAUUACUACCGAUGAGUGCGGGAUAUCCAGGGAUUCACUACUGAUGGACAACAACUGCUUUCCAUUUCAUAAAAUGGAUGAUACAGUGAGUCGUAUAUUUAAUGGUAGGCGGGCCACAGUUGGAGAGUUACCCUGGCACGUUUUCAUAACUAGUGAUCUAUUCAUAUUUUGGAAUGGCCUGACCAUAACUAUUUACCCGGGAAUUCUCAACAUAUCUAAUCUCGGUAUUGGAUACCAACCCAAGAGUAUUAUAAUACACGAAGGUUUUGUAUUUAAUCAAAACAACCCUGAUGACAUCGCACUCAUUGAGCUAAACACUGCCCUCGACUUAACCGCUUCGAAGGGCUCACACUAUCGGCGGGUAAACAGCGUUUGUCUCCCAAAACCAGACAUUUAUAACACCCGCAAAGAGUACGCUUUGGUCGCCGGUUUUGGUCGCAUUAAUGACACACAUAAUCCCGAUUGGCUUCAAGUGGGUUGGUCAAACUUCUGUGCUGUCAACAUCUCUGUUAUCAACAAAAUCCCAAAACCCAAAUACACAUAA